GGCAGCAGCACUGAGUGGCCUGUUCUUUUUCCAGCACUGCCUGGCAGGGAAGCUUCAAGUUCAUUGAACAUCCACCGUUUCUAGGAACUUAAAAAAAAAAAUACUUCUUCAAAUGAACACUGCCUAAACUCUUCAGGACCAAAAUGGGUACAGGGGAUUAUAUCUGCAUCACUAUGACCGGAGGGGCACCUUGGGGUUUUAGACUGCAAGGUGGCAAGGAAGAAAAGCAGCCUUUACAGAUUGCCAAGAUCCGCAACAAGAGCAAAGCAGCGAAUGCCGGACUAUGUGAGGGAGAUGAAGUGAUAUCUAUCAAUGGCAAUCCUUGUGCUGACUUGGCUUACUCUGAAGUUAUCACCCUGAUGGAAGGCUUGACUGACACACUCCAGAUGCUUAUCAAGAGGUCUUUGAGUGGGGUAAAUGAGACUCACGCUCCUGAAAAUGAAACAACCAGAGACAACCAGAACAUUAAAAAUAACAAAUAUAAAGAAAGCACCACUCUGCAAAUCAGAACAGCCACUCAAAGGCCCCACAUGGAAUUGCAAAUCACAGGGGCAACCAACGAAAUGUUCCAGAUUGAGCAGCAAAGCGCUGUGGUGGAUAGAGAAAUAGCACAUUGUCAUAAAAUCCCUCCCAAAGUGAUAGAAGCCCCGAAAGCACAAUUGAUCAAUCUGCCGGCUUUCUCUGGGGAGAAGGGAGAAAGGGCAGUCCCUACAGUGGAGCUGCAGUUGUCCCUCUCGCACGACAGGCACAAAGACAGCAGUGUCCCGAGUCUAAAAGUUCUGGGGGCUGAAAAGUACAAGUGUUCAGAAACAGGAUGCAACCUUCAGCAAGACGAGAGUCGCUCGGUGACUUCAGCUCCCGCUGCUGAAAAAGACCCAUCUGUCCGGCUCUCGAGCCGAACGUUCCAGAUCGCUCCUUGCAAAGGGGUCAAAGCAGUCCCAGAAGCUGAGACAAAGGAGCCAUCUUUCACUAAGGUGGAAGUGAUCCUAGACUGUUCCGACAGGGAGAAGGAAGCAUCCAGGUCUCUGGCUGAAAAGGGGUGUGUAGAUUCUCAAGUGGAAGGAGGGCAGUCAGAAGCACCUCCUUCUGUGGUCUCCUUUGGAAUCUCGUCCGAAGGCACAGAGCAGGGAGAAGACGACGAGCACUCUGAAAGGGAACAUAGCAGACCUCACAAACACAGGGCAAGGCACGCCAGGCUCAGACGGAGUGAGAGCCUGUCCGAAAAGCAGGUGAAAGAAGCCAAGUCUAAAUGUAAGAGCAUUGCCUUGUUGCUGACGGCAGCUCCCAAUCCCAACUCCAAGGGGGUGUUGAUGUUCAAGAAGCGUCGCCAAAGGGCCAGGAAAUACACUUUGGUCAGCUACGGCACUGGAGAGCUAGAGCGGUACGAGGACGAGGGUGACGAAUUUGAGGGUGAAGAAGAAAGCGAGAAAGAUAACACUUUUGAAGUAACCUUACUUGGCACCAGCGAGUCAGAAAUCGAUGAGGAUUUAUUCUCUGACCUUGACAAAGAAGACCGGAUUGUGACAUUUGACUGGGACGCUGGUCUCCUUGAGGUUGAGAAGAAACCGAAAAGCGUGGACGAGAUGCAGAUGCUUCCAGAGAGCAAAGGCAAAGGUGCACUCAUGUUUGCCAAAAGACGGCAAAGGGUGGAUCAAGUUACAGCUGAGCAAGAAGCAAUGAAGAUGCAGGUGGUGCAUAGUAAUGAGGGGCGCCAGGAGGCUAUCACAACAGAGAACACCUCGAAAAUUAGCUCCUCCUUAUACCAGGUAAAACAGGAAGAAGCUUCUCGAAUGCACAGCCACGUGAGCAAGCGAUACAUCGAAGUGAGCCGCGGUCAUGGCACAAUGAUACAACAAAAUGGCAUUGGAGGAGCCCCUGAGACAAACAUGCUAUAUCAGCCUUCUGAACCCCUGAAAUCGGCAAGCUUAAACAGAACAGCCAAGCCUUUCCCGAAUAUACAGAACAGAGCAGCGGCACCGUUUUCACCCACCAGGAGCAUGACGAGCCCUCUCUCAGACCUUCCCACACCUGCUCCUUACGCUUCAGCCAGCCCACCGCCUGAAGCCUUAUACAGAACUGCUUUGACUCCCGUUGCCAGCACAGCUCAGCCGUCCUUAUGGUCUCCAACAGAAUCAACAGAGCAGAUUGCCUCCAGGGACGAGAGGAUUGCAGUGCCUGCCAAAAGGACUGGAAUCUUGCAAGAGGCAAAGAAAAGAAACACUGCAAAGCCCAUGUUUACUUUCAAAGACACUCCCAAGGUGAGUCCAAACCCGGCCCUUUUGUCCCUGGUGCAGAAUUCGGAAGGCAAAAAAGGUGCAGCCACUGGCUUUGAAUCGGGCCCUGAAGAAGAUUAUCUCAGUUUGGGAGCAGAGGCCUGCAAUUUCAUGCAAAUCCAGGCAGCCAAACAAAAGGUUCCUCCUCCAGUGGCUCCAAAACCCUCACUAAAGGUUUCUCCUACUGACGCAGCACCAAUUUCGCCAGUCUGGUCACCUCCGGCUGUUGCUGUAUCCCAGCCACCUGCUUUUCCAGCUCCGAGAUCGCCUGAAGUGGCAAGUCCAGCCCCUGUCAAAACAGCACAGCCUGCUUAUCCCCCUCCACAGCCCCCAAGUACUCUUAACCUAGCUGGUCCUUUUAAAGGGCCUCCAACGGCUGCAUCCCACCAAAACUAUACACCAAAAAUGACGCCCACCACACCGCUCGGCAAUGCUGUCCUUGCAGGAGGAGUGGGGCCGGCUUUUGAGAUGCCCCCAGCGUUGAGUGGGAAGGGAGCGCAACUCUUUGCCAAAAGACAAUCACGGAUGGAAAAGUAUGUAGUGGACUCAGAAACUGUGCAGGCCCACAUGGCCCGGGCAUCGUCACCCACCCCAUCUUUACCGGCGUCCUGGAAAUAUUCAUCUAAUGUCCGGGCACCACCACCUGUGGCUUACAACCCCAUCCAUUCUCCAUCGUAUCCUCUUGCUGCCGCCAAACCACAGUCAAAGUCGCCCAGCGUGGCCAAGACUACCAAGAAGAAACCUAAGAAAGCACUUAGCUCUUUGGAGGUGAUGAAGCAUCAGCCGUACCAGCUUAAUGCGUCCUUGUUUACUUUUCAGCCUCCCUCUGAUAAAAAGGAACUCCCAGUUCCUAAGCAACCUGCAAAGUUUGACUCAGGGCCUGCUUCGAGAUCACUGAAUGUGGGUUCUCCAGCUAACGUCAGAGCAUCUUCAGUGUACUCUGUUCCCGCCUACGGUCCACAGCCUUUCUUCCAGUCAAACGCCUCUAGCCCUGUAAUUGAGUCCUGUGGAUCAACAGGCUACCCUGCUUUUCUGAAGCAAGAACCGGCUGUAUCCCCUUCAGUUACUACUCCAAGGCCAAAGUUUUCAGCCAAGAAAGUCGGUGUUGCAGCACAGGAAAGAGACGCAGAACGGUCCUUAUCACUCCCUGGAUGGCCGCCUUCAACCACUUUGCGAUCCAUGUCCCCUGUUUCUCCUGUGACAUUCCAACCAGCUCCUGAUUAUCUUGACAAACCACCUCCAGCAGUCGACAAGCCUGGGAAGAGGCUGACUCCUUGGGAAGCGGCCGCUAAAUCCCCUCUUGGCCUUGUGGAUGAUGCCUUUGGCCCUCAAACCAUCCAAGAAUCGAUUGCUGCAAAUGUCGUUUCAGCUGCUCGCAGGAAAACGCUUCCAGCACCUCCAGACGACUGGAAACAAAAAGUCACUUACCAGCCUCCUGCCCCGAGUGCCCAUGCUAAACUAGCUUCAUUUGGAAGAAGCCAUUCGGCAGCCGUAUCCUCUGCAAAGAGCACAAUGUCUGCGCCAAGCUCCACCGGGCAUUGCGGCUCUCGUCUGCAGUAUGCCUAUUACGGCCAACGAGCCCGAACUGAUCCUGACAUGGUGUCCAUGGAUUCCAGGUCUGAUUACUGUCUGUCAAUAGCUGAUUCCAACUAUAAUCCAUAUCCUAAGGGAUGGAGGCGUCAAACAUGAAAAAAAUCAGAGACCAUCUUAGUUGUCUUCCUUGUAAUUCUACAAGUCUAGUAG
Molecule: messenger RNA, 4016 nt
Organism: Euleptes europaea (tarantolino)
Lineage: Eukaryota; Metazoa; Chordata; Lepidosauria; Squamata; Sphaerodactylidae
Gene: SYNPO2
Product: synaptopodin 2
Exons: 5
Coding region: 144-3962 (1272 amino acids)
Biological process (GO): positive regulation of actin filament bundle assembly
Cellular component (GO): actin cytoskeleton; stress fiber; Z disc
Molecular function (GO): actin binding
Source: RefSeq, a predicted model, not a curated record